UGGCAACCUCGUGUGAACGCAAGCUUCCGGCCUGGCAUGUGAGGGAGAAGGGCGGUUGAGGCUGAACAUGUUUCCCGAACUGAACAGCCUGUUGGGCGCUAGCACCGACUCGGUGGACAGGGGGAAGCUCACCCUGCUCUGUGACCGGAAAACCAACGGGAGCUUCCUGCUGCAUCACUUCCUGUCCUACUACCUGAAAGCCGGCUGUAAGGUGUGUUUCGUGGGCCUCGCGCAGUCCUUCAGUCACUACAGCGCCGUCGCCCAGAAGCUGGGCGUGAAUCUCCAGUCCGCCAGGGACGAGGGGCAGCUGGUGUUCCUGGAAGGGCUCAGAUCUUACACGGACCUGCUGUUUGGGGAGAAGACGGACCCUCAAAACCCGCUCUGCUUCCUAAGGGACGGUUCAGACCUCAAGCCUCUUUAUGACUUUGUUAGUGCGGCGCUGGCGCCCUCCUCAGGCCAGCGUUGGAAAUGCCCAGUGCUGAUUGUGGAUGAUGGCAGUGUGCUGCUGAGUCUGGGGGUUUCUGCCGUGCAGGUGCUGGACUUCAUACAUUACUGCCAGGCGACCGUGUGCGGCAAGAACAAGGGGAACGUCCUUUGUCUUGUGCACAAUGACAGCGACGGUGAAGAUGAGGAGAACGAGCUGCUGGUGAAGUCUCUGUGGCACCGGAGCACCCUGAUCCUACAGGCCGAGGGACUGCAGACCGGAUUCUGUAAGGACGUGCACGGCCAGCUGCUGAUCACUCGGCGUGCGCUGAUCCGCGGCGGAGGGGAGAAGGACCGGUCCGCAGUGUAUCAGUACAAGAUCCAAGACAAAAAUGUCACCUUCUUUGCCAGAGGACUGUCUGCGGCUGUGCUGUGAGGGGCCCGUCUGCGGCUGUGCUGUGAGGGGUCCGUCUGCGGCUGUGCUGUGAGGGGUCCGUCUGCCUCCGUGCCAUCGGGGAUGGCAGCCAAAGGGAUUAUUUCCUGAAAAAGUCACUGCUUUUGCGGCUGCUGCGAUUUACUGGGGGGUAACAGAAUCUCACUAACUAUAAUAACUGCCCCAGUCAGGGCAUUUACGGAAAGGACUGAAACUUUGCAGAUCUUACUGUAGAAUAAAUGAGUCUGAGGGGAUCCUGAAGGCUUAUUCAGGAAUUACUCUUGUUUACAGGAAAUAUUUAUUGGCAUUUUUUUUUUUAACUGCCAAGAAAAUUUUUGCAGAUUCUGUAAGCGACCCUCUCUCCCUGUACAAAAACUAAAAUGUACACGCGAUCUCCCUGCGAGGGGCUGCGGGAGGGUCCUGUAUACCGAAUAGAUAAUUCAGUGAGGCGGCCCUGUCCUCAUACGCGGGGUAAUAGACGGCUGGCGCGCCAUUUACCUGAUCUCGCCCAUCUCACCCGGCAUAAUAACAUUUUCGAUAUGGAAACUCUGAACCAGCGCUGGGAGAAAGGAAACAGCCGACACGACUAAUCAAGUAUCCUGUGAAUUGUUUUAUGUAAGAAAAGUACAGAAUGAGAUUUAAAAUAAAAAAGACUAAAUUAAAAACACAAA
Spea bombifrons (plains spadefoot toad) is the source of this 1527-nucleotide messenger RNA. RefSeq names its product elongator acetyltransferase complex subunit 6 (gene ELP6). NCBI's taxonomy places the organism in Eukaryota, Metazoa, Chordata, Amphibia, Anura, Pelobatidae. Gene Ontology annotation, biological process: tRNA wobble uridine modification. The record is from RefSeq and is a predicted model, not a curated record. Gene Ontology annotation, cellular component: elongator holoenzyme complex. The transcript is spliced from 7 exons. Bases 68 to 859 code for a protein of 263 amino acids.